Molecule: messenger RNA, 718 nt
Organism: Saccoglossus kowalevskii
Lineage: Eukaryota; Metazoa; Hemichordata; Enteropneusta; Harrimaniidae
Source: RefSeq, a predicted model, not a curated record
GUGUACCAUAGAGAAUGCUACUGACAAGUGUGUCAUAGAGACUGCUACUGACAGGUGUGCCAUAGAGAAUGAUAGUGACAGGUGUACCAUAGAGAAUGCUACUGACAGGUGUACCAUAGAGAAUGCUACUGACAGGUGUACCAUAGAGAAUGAUACUGACAGGUGUACCAUAGAUAAUGCUACUGACAGGUGUACCAUAGAGAAUGCUACUGACAGGUGUACCAUAGAGAAUGCUACUGACAGGUGUACCAUAGAUAAUGCUACUGACAGGUGUACCAUAGAGACUGCUACUGACAGGUGUACCAUAGAGAAUGAUACUGACAGGUGUACCAUAGAGAAUGCUACUGACAGGUGUACCAUAGAGAAUGCUACUGACAGGUGUACCAUAGAUAAUGCUACUGACAGGUGUACCAUAGUGAAUGCUACUGGCAGGUGUACCAUAGAGAAUGCUACUGACAGGUGUACCAUAGAGAAUGCUACUGACAGGUGUACCAUAGAGAAUGCUACUGACAGGUGUACCAUAGAGAAUGCUAUUGACAGGUGUACCAUAGAGAAUGCUACUGACAAGUGUGCCAUAGAGACUGCUACUGACAGGUGUGCCAUAGAGAAUGAUAGUGACAGGUGUACCAUAGAGAAUGCUACUGACAGGUGUGCCAUAGAGAAUGCUACUGACAGGUGUACCACAGAGACUGCUACUGACAGGUGUACCAUAGAGAAU